Molecule: messenger RNA, 2638 nt
Organism: Canariomyces notabilis
Lineage: Eukaryota; Fungi; Ascomycota; Sordariomycetes; Sordariales; Chaetomiaceae
Exons: 4
Coding region: 203-2179 (658 amino acids)
Source: RefSeq, a predicted model, not a curated record
UGCACCCAAACACUUUUGGAGGACCCUGCUUCAUCCUAUCUCGAAACUCUGAGAUUUGUUAUUGGAUGAAGGAUGCCAAGCUGCUGAGUAUCGUCCUUGGUCUCGUCUGGGCCGCCCUGGCCCCGGAGGAGUGUUAUACCCAAGCUUUGGAGCUGGGGCAUGAGCUGGACGAGUACUAAAAGGAGAUGGCGUCCGUGAUGGAAUGUUGCUUGCCGGCUCUGUGGGAGUACGGGUUAGCCAGCAUCUCUCAGUCUCCAAGAUGAAGACCUCUAGUUUCAUAUCCGCCCUUCUCACGGCGGCAAGGUUCGCUACCGUGUCCGCGAAUCCAGCACCACUAGUCGCGGUUCGGACAACGCCCUUGCCAGGGAAAUCAGAGGCCUACACGUUGAAUGAAAUCCGCCGUCGUGUGUACUCGCUCUUCGCAAGACAGGAAGAGACAAAUCAGACGUUGCGAAACACAUUAAGUAUCGAUAAGAGCUGGGAAGAGGCGGUGCUCUUUCAGCACACCCACGAGUUUGACACGAAGAACGAGAAUCUCUCGGUUUCGUUAGGGAUCGAAGUACGAUGUGCCACCUGCUACGUCAAGGCCUCUGCCACGGCCGAGUUGUUUCUCAAUGGCACUUUUGACUUUGGAGAUACCAUCGCCAACCUUACAGACCAGCUCGGCGAAGAAUUCGAGAACAUGACCAGUACAGCGAUCGACUCAGUCAAGAAUUUCGUUGGGGACAUUGAUCUCUCAGCGCUCAACCCAUUCGACGAUAAAGACUUCGACUUCAGCGAGGCCUUCAACUUCGACAACUUCACGAUCGACACCGACUUUGAUAUCGAUUUGCCACCGCUUCCCGAAGUGGUGUUGAGCUUCUCCCUCGAUGAGUUGGACAUUUACCUGCUCCUCGGCACCAAGAUUACCGGAUCUGCCACCCUCAACAUCCCCUUGUACAAGUCCAAAUCCUUGGGCAUCGGGACCACGAAGGACUUGGAGGUUGGCGUAUUUGUCACGAUGGACCUAAUCCUCAGCGUUGACGGCGAGAUUGACUUCACCACGGGCGUCCAUUUCAGGGUGGAGGAUGGCAUAGCCUUCCGUCUGGCAUUCCUGAGCCACAACGUUUCCGAGAUUAUCCUCAAUGGCGGCGAGUUCGAAUUUCUUCCCGUCACGGUCCUGACAGCCAACGCCGUGCUCAAAGCCAUCCUCCGCGUGGGGAUGCACGCCGGCGUUAACCUGAACACGCCCAGCGCCGUCGAAGAGAAGCUCCAAGUCGGCGCCGGCGUCGAGGUGGGCGUGUUUGCCCAUCUCGCCGAGUUCAUCACCAACGUAACUGCCGGCGCAAUCCUCCAGGACGAGGAGGACUGCGCGCUGAAGGUGGUCGAGGAGUACACCUUUGGCGUGGGCGCCGUGGCAGGCGCAACCGUGCAGGUGUUCGGCCAGACCUUCGGCCCUCAACCAACGACCACCAUCCCCGUCUUCUACACCACCCUUGCCGACAUUUGCGCCAUCCAGGCGUCCGCCUCCCCUACCACCGCACCCGCCACCACCACCAGUGCAAGCCUGGCCGCCCGCCAGGACAACCUGGUUACGACCACCAUUACAACGGUCGACAGAUACACGGCCGUGGGGUGCAAGUCGCCCGACCUGGCAGCCCUCUGCCCGCAGAAUCUAUUGACAACCAGCGUGCAAACCAGCACCCUGACGCUGGUGACGUCGGUCCCGCCCGGCGUCACGGCCACCUUCCCCGCGUCGAUCGUAUCAAGCGUGGCUAGCACCAUCCCCUUUGGCACCCAGGCCAAGUCUAUCAGCUCCACGAGCGGCCUGCCGACAAGCUUUGUCCCGCCGCCGCCACCGCCUACCUCCACCAGCAGCUCGUCGGCGGCUGCUUCGAGCAGUGCUGGUGGUGGGGGCUUCGGUUCUUCAGUCGAGGAGAUUGUUAACGGCCAGACCGGCGGGGUGGAUAACAAGCUUAUUAUUGGGCUGAGUGUCGGGCUGGGCGUGCCGUUUUUGAUUGCUGUUGGCGUGGCUAUCGCGUUCUUGAUCAAACGGCACAGAUACCAGGCUGUGCCAAAGAAGGACGCUGCAGAGACUGAUGUGUUUGGCAGCAGCGAGUAUCAAAGUCCUAUGUCGGGUGGUGAAGCCCAGGGGUUGAUGAAGAAAACGCCGAUGGUCGCGACUGCAGAAGCUAUCUAGGACUGAGCUGGGCUUCUUUUGAAUCCCUUUUUAUGUUACCCACGGCCCUAUCAUACCGGGCUGUGUUUUUAAAGUUUUAUGUUGAUCUGAUGAUACCUCUUUAUGUUUUAUAGAACGACCGGGGUCUGGAAAGGGUAUCUCUUACAUUCUUCGCGAUGAACCUUGAACUGUCAAAGCAUGAAUUCGACUCUGUAAUACCAUGUAUUAGUACCUAGUAGAGAAGGUAAUACUAGGUGUCAAUAUUCAGGUGCGAAACCGCGACCCUGAACUUUGAAUCUUAACAGUAGCUCCGUUGCCGCUUUCUCCUCGACUCGGAGACCACGGGAUAUUGCAUCAGUGUCGGACGGUGAACAACCUCAUGUCGCCCAGCCGUCGGCUUCGAUCCUGCCAGGGCCUGCGUCUCUUGUUAAAGUAGGAGACAAUUAGCGGCUGCGCGCGAAUACUACCAACCCACUGGAC